Anneissia japonica is the source of this 2354-nucleotide messenger RNA. RefSeq lists its product as uncharacterized. The coding region runs from base 68 to 2149 and encodes 693 amino acids. The transcript has 6 exons. NCBI's taxonomy places the organism in Eukaryota, Metazoa, Echinodermata, Crinoidea, Comatulida, Comatulidae. Gene Ontology annotation, molecular function: protein binding. The record is from RefSeq and is a predicted model, not a curated record. Gene Ontology annotation, biological process: signal transduction.
GGUAUUUAAAUUUCUGUCUAUAAAAUUAUAAUUUUUUUAGGAAAUUCAAGCUGACAAAGCUCGAACCAUGAAGAUUUACAUAUGUGGUUCAAAAGAAUCUGGUAAAACAACUCUCUACAAGACUUUAUUACGGAGCAAACUGCGUUCUAGAAUAACGGUUGAACGGUAUUUAUCUUAUGUUUGGCCUCCUAUCUACAACUUCUUUCAAAUAAAGACUAUUGCCAUUGAUAUUGUCGAAAAGGAUUACAUCCCGGGGGUGAAAGGUUUCUUCAGUUUCCGUGAGUUUUCAAGUAAAGCUCCGUACUUUCUGAUUAACGCGACCUUUACACACGGAAAUUUCCCGGUCAUUUUUGUUGUCUACGACUUGAGCGAGGAUGAAAACGAGUGUCAAAACAAGCUCCUUCAUUGGCUUAACCAGAUAAAAGCUAGCAGUAACAGAGAAUCGGUAGAGAGUCAACUAGAGAAUAUUCUUAUCAUCGCUACCCAUGCUGACUCUCCAACCGUAAAUGAUGUUAGCAGAGAAGCAGCUCAAGAUAAGGCUUCUAGAAUCUUAGAUUAUUGUAAAGACAAUUUCAGUGACGUGUUAAACAUGGUCGGUGAAAGACCGUUCCUAGUUGAUGCAAGAUUUGGCCGAGAUGAAGGUUUUGAGGAGAUUAAAGAUGCGCUUAAAAUGCUUAAAUCUACUUUGCAAUGUCCAAUCACCAUGGAUAGAAAUAUGUUGGCAGCUGAAGAUAAUUCACACCAAGUCUUACAUAGAAUUUGCGAUAAGAUUAUAAGGGCUAAACGAACUUGGAUUAGGCCUGUUCCAGCAAUUAAUCGACGAGACACACUCUGCAAUCCCAAAUUCCCGGUCUUAAAAUGGGAAGAAUAUGAAAGGAAAGUAUUAGCCGCUGUGAAAGGCGUUGGCAGAGAGGACGUUAAAACAAGUUUGAAAUCAGUGACAAACAUUCUCAAUGACUGGGAUGAGGUAAUUUUCGUGGAACGAGAGCAAUGUUUCGAUUCAUUAAUUGUACUGAAGCCCGAGUGGCUGACCAGUAAGCUGCUUGUGCCACUGUUCUUUGAAGAAGCAAAUUCGAAAUACUUAAUUCCAGUUAGUGAUGCAUAUGAAAAGCUCGAACUGAAAAGCAUCAUUCGCCGUAAAGGGUGGAACGAUUUUCAAACAGAUGUAAUAAUGGAACUAGCCGAACACUUUGGCUUAUUGUUUCCGUGUGACGGUGACGAUAAAGUUAUCCUUCCCACACGUCUUCCGGACGAAUCGCUAACAACACAAACAUUCGUAUCCGGGGUAAGCUAUGAAUUACAAAACGAAACAGAUAUCUUAUUACCAACUUUCUUUCCAAAGUUACAGUUCAAGCUCAAGAACAAAUAUAAACGCAUCACUCAGCUGUUCAGAUCGGGCGGGAGAAUAAAUGAUGCCGACGUCACUGGACACGUCCAAUUUUUGGAAAAUCGCAAAAUAUUCGUUCUUUCGAAUGAUCAUCCUGGGAGGAAAAAUGUAGAGGCACAGCAUCUUAAAAUUGUUAAUGAAAUUAGUAAGUGCAUUGAAGAAGCAGUAGGCGAAUGUUGUAGAGGCAGAGCUGUUAGACUCACGAAAAAGUAUUUUGACAGAAGCCAACUGCUAGGAAGGGCAAUAGGUACGAUUGCAUCUUUAGAUGAUAUUCCGUCGUAUACUGUUCAACAGUUAAUUCAAGCGGAACUUGAAACUAAUGGUAAAGUGGUGUGCGCAGGUCAUGCUGCAAGAGUAUUGGACGUCUUGAUGGAGGGACAUGAUUUCACAAUAAUAAAAGAGUUGGGACUUGUAUGUAACGUCGUCUGGCUUCCUGAUGAGAUCUACAAUGGUGCUGGUGGACUCGAAGUACUUUUCAGAGAAUUCAAUCUCCGUGAUGGUAAUGCUAAGCUAUUACUUAUCGACAAGCUGGGACUAAACGGAACUGAUUCCAAAAGAGAUGUGAAAUCACUAGUACGUGAAUGGGCAGCUAAGGAUUACAAAAAGAACAGCAUCGGAACAUUUUGCAAAAUGCUUGUUGAAAUGCACAGACCAGAUGCAGUGUCAGAGAUAAAGUCUGUGCUGACUCGCGUGCUUGAACAAGAUAUUUUCCAAAGAAUUUAUCCAGAUAAGGAAGACUGGACAUCCUUUGAUAUUGUGUGAAUUUGGUGUUGGUUGUUUAUGAUAUUAUCGCAGACAAGUUUACUUUUUCUGAUUUGCAUUUGAUCCCAUUCCAGCUUUCUGCUAAAUGUUGGUAGAAAGAGGCGAUGUAAAUUGUGGACUUAACUUUCGGUGUAUGUACGUAAAAAUAAGUUAUACUGCUAUUUAAAAAAUAAAAGAAAAUAUUUAAUUUUUAAAUUUAAUAUAG